Messenger RNA from Chenopodium quinoa (quinoa), 1406 nucleotides. RefSeq names its product S-adenosylmethionine carrier 1, chloroplastic/mitochondrial-like. The coding region runs from base 186 to 1166 and encodes 326 amino acids. The transcript has 13 exons. Gene Ontology annotation, cellular component: mitochondrial inner membrane. Gene Ontology annotation, biological process: transmembrane transport. Lineage: Eukaryota; Viridiplantae; Streptophyta; Magnoliopsida; Caryophyllales; Amaranthaceae. Gene Ontology annotation, molecular function: S-adenosyl-L-methionine transmembrane transporter activity. The record is from RefSeq and is a predicted model, not a curated record.
ACUUUCUUGAUGGCCCAAAUUUUCACAUCAAAUUAAGAAGCUCAAAGCUCAAAAAGCCCACAUUCAAAUUCUCUCUCCUCUCUUUAUCUUCUCCAUUUUGCCUGAAAAUCCUGCAAAACCGCUGCAACUCUCUGUUUCAAUCCCAACACUCCUACUUCUUCCAUUGGAGGUUUUUGCAACUGGGGAUGGGUCCUUUGACCUUAGCCAUUGGUAACAAGAACUCUUCAAUGGAACAAUCAGAUAUGGCAGUGCCAAAAGUGCAAAAUUUAUCAACAGGCAGUAGGAUGUCUUUUGCUUCUGUUAGCAUCGGAGAAGAAAAGCCCUUUGAUUUCAUUCAGACAUUGAUAGAUGGCAUUAUUGCAGGAGGUACUGCUGGUGUCGUUGUGGAGACUGCUUUAUACCCAAUUGAUACAAUAAAGACUCGAUUGCAGGUAGCACGUGGUGGAGGGCAAAUUGUCUUGAAGGGCCUUUAUUCUGGAUUAGCUGGAAAUCUUGCGGGAGUCCUUCCAGCUUCUGCCGCAUUUCUGGGUGUUUAUGAACCAACAAAGCAAAAGUUGUUGAGGUUGUUACCUGAAAAUCUAAGCGCAGUUGCACAUUUGACUGCAGGUGCUGUUGGUGGAGUUGCCGCUUCUCUAAUUCGUGUUCCCACUGAAGUUGUUAAGCAGAGGAUGCAAACAGGUCAAUUUGCUUCAGCUCCUGAUGCUGUGCGUCUAAUUGUUGCUAAGGAAGGAUUUAAAGGUCUAUAUGCGGGAUACCGAUCAUUUCUGCUUCGAGAUUUGCCCUUCGAUGCUUUACAGUUCUGCCUCUAUGAACAGCUUCGAAUUGGUUACAAACUGGCAGCCAAAAGAGAACUGAAUGAUCCUGAGAAUGCUGUUAUUGGUGCUUUUGCUGGUGCUUUAACUGGUGCUAUUACUACCCCUCUUGAUGUUAUUAAGACUAGGCUAAUGACCCAGGGAUCUGCAAAUCAGUACAAUGGCAUAGUCGAUUGUGUCAAGACUAUUGUUAGGGAAGAGGGAGCCCCUGCCCUUCUAAAGGGGGUUGGGCCGAGAGUUUUGUGGAUUGGUAUUGGCGGUUCUAUAUUCUUUGGUGUACUUGAAAGCACAAAGCGGUUUCUAGCAGAAUCACGAACCAAACGAAUUGAAAAUCCAGUGAAAAAGCAGGAUUGAUGUCUUCUGUUUGCCUUGGAGGUGGAUUGUGAUCUGUAUUUUUCAUCAUUGCUUUGUAGAUCUUUGUCAAAAAAUAGUACUGUAGUGAAAUGCAUAAUGAUCAGAGUUGUUUGUUGAGGCCUAAACUAGAAAAUCUUCUCUUUUUCAAUAAUAGUUGCUAAUUAUACGUUAGUUCAAUUACUCAUUGACAUUAUGAUACAUACUUUUAGCAGUUAUAAAUUUUCAAAGGUUGACAAUUCA